Messenger RNA from Brettanomyces nanus, 1845 nucleotides. RefSeq lists its product as uncharacterized. Lineage: Eukaryota; Fungi; Ascomycota; Pichiomycetes; Pichiales; Pichiaceae. The transcript has a single exon. The record is from RefSeq and is a predicted model, not a curated record. Bases 1 to 1845 code for a protein of 614 amino acids. Gene Ontology annotation, biological process: protein histidyl modification to diphthamide. Gene Ontology annotation, molecular function: diphthine-ammonia ligase activity.
AUGAAAUUUGUUGCCUUGGUGUCUGGAGGUAAAGAUUCUUGCUUCAAUAUUCUACAUUGUCUUGCAAAUGGCCAUGAACUUAUUUGCUUGGCAAAUCUAUAUCCUCCUCCAAGUGGAUCUGAUGAGAUCGAUUCCUUUAUGUAUCAGACCGUCGGUUACGAUGCGUUGAAAUAUUAUGCUGAGUGCAUUGGUAAGCCAUUGUAUUCGCAGAUGAUUAGAGGAACCGCGGAAAAUAAGGAAUUGGAGUACGCAAGGACUUCCAAUGAUGAGAUAGAGGAUUUGUACUCAUUGUUAACGAAUGUAUUGAAGGAGCAUCCGGAUGUUGAAGCUGUCAGUGUCGGUGCCAUCCUUUCUAACUAUCAAAGAACUAGAGUCGAAGAUGUGUGUAACAGGUUAGGUUUGACAAGUCUAUCUUACCUUUGGCAGAGGGAUCAAGCUGAGCUUAUGUCUGAGAUGUGUCAAUCGGGUCUGGAUGCAAUUCUCAUCAAGGUUGCAGCCAUUGGAUUGAGCGAUAAUAAUUUGGGCAUGACUCUUCAGCAGGCCUUUCCCGUUCUAUCCAGCUUGAACUCUCGCUUUGGCGUACAUAUCUGUGGUGAAGGUGGGGAAUUCGAAACUUUGGUGUUGGAUGCACCAUUUUUCAGGUGUGGAAAGUUGGUGAUCACCGAGCAGAAGGUCCUUAGACAUACAAAUGACGACGUUUGGUACAUGAAAUUGAAGGUGGAGGUUGAGAAGAAAGUUCCUCCUUUACCUGAAAAACAGGACUGGUCUAAGUAUCUCCAUGAGCCUUCCUUACUCACAGAGGAGUUCCAAGAGAUCGAGGAUUCCGUGAACUCCGUGGACUCCGUGGAUUCCGUGAGCCCCGUAGACUCCCUCGGAGUUCUUGGUUCUUGGAAGACAAAUACGUCUCACAUUGGAAAUAAGAUUUAUAUAUGCAACCUAUCAUCGUACAAGCCAUCUGUUUCUGAUCAAAUCACUGAUAUUUUCACUCAAUUGAAAGGUCACUUGGACCAAUACAAUGUUUCCUUCUCCAACAUUCAGUCUGUGGACAUCUUUCUUAGUGAUAUGAAGGAUUUUGCACAAAUAAAUGGCAUUUACAAGUCAUAUUUCACCAAACCCCUACCUCCAGCCCGCUGCUGUGUAGAGACUAAUCUUCCUACGAAAGUCAAGGCAUUGGUAUCCCUAAAGGUACUUCCCGAACUUACUUUCAAAGAGGGUCUUCAUGUGCAAAGUCGAUCCUAUUGGGCCCCUUCUAAUAUCGGACCUUAUUCACAAACUAUUAUAGAUAGAAACGAGGGUAUUGCUCAUCUCAGUGGUCAGAUUCCUCUUAUUCCAAAGACCAUGCAACUAUGUACUACACCUGUCAAGCUCUCUGCUACUUUAGCUCUACAGCAUUUGGACAGGGUGAAAAAUGUGGUGAACUAUCCUAAGUCUCUUUUACUAGUGGCUUACAUUACAGACGAGUGCUGGUUACAAACAAUAGUUCAAGUCCACAAUGCUUACACCACCAACGACAAAUUUAUUAUUGUUCAGGUGACAGAUUUGCCUAAGGGGGCCCCUGUGGAAUGGAGCGGACUGAGUUACAAAGAUCCUGAGCCCGACCUUGAUGAGGAAAGUGACACGGAAAUAAAGGAUCCUCAGAAGUCUGUCACGGUAUUCUUCACGGACUCUUUGGAAGAACUUAGUACUACAGAUAAAAACUCACAUUACACGAUCUAUUGCAAGCCAGCAGAUCUUAUGACUGAUUUAGGUAAUCUCUCUUACGAAUUCUGUCCAGUGUGCAAAGUAUAUCGUGGUGACCAGAGUGAGUUCAAGUAUGGAAUAGUGAAAGAAGAAGGUGUCAUGUGA